Messenger RNA from Myiozetetes cayanensis, 10966 nucleotides. RefSeq names its product protein tyrosine phosphatase non-receptor type 3 (gene PTPN3). Gene Ontology annotation, cellular component: cytoplasm; cytoplasmic side of plasma membrane; cytoskeleton. The record is from RefSeq and is a predicted model, not a curated record. NCBI's taxonomy places the organism in Eukaryota, Metazoa, Chordata, Aves, Passeriformes, Tyrannidae. Gene Ontology annotation, molecular function: cytoskeletal protein binding; protein tyrosine phosphatase activity. Bases 706 to 3612 code for a protein of 968 amino acids. Gene Ontology annotation, biological process: protein dephosphorylation. The transcript has 27 exons.
UAUAAUGAAAUGCAGGAAAGGCUUGCAAACCACUUAUUAACUCCAUUUUAUGCACUAAUUAAGCACCUAACCUCUUGUAGUGGUGUGAGGAUUUAAAAAAAAAAAUUAUUCAACUGCAUAUAUUGGAUUUGCUUCUAAGCAAAUGACUAUUGUAGGUAGGUACCUUAUUUCUAGACACAGGAGAACAAAUCCAGUUUCUCUACUUACUUAUUGGCUUUUAAAAGUGAAAUAAAAAGUUAGGUUCCAUUUUUGUGGAGGUUAGAAGAGGAAAGAGUAUUCAAAAUUAGUUGUGGUUUGGUUUUUGUUUUCAAAACAAGUCUUUUUUAACUUGUAACUACCUUCAUUGAAACUGAAAUGCUUUCAAGUACGUUCUAAAUAAACAAAUAGACGUAUGAUCUUAUAUGCGGUCUGACCUGAAGGAUUAUUUGUGGGUGAACUCUAGCGUUAAGGGUUGUUAGAUCAAGAAGUAUAAUUAUAUUGUACUGUGGAAGAAUGAUUUUUCUUUACUCAGUUCUGUAUUAGUUCUGGUAAAUAUUGGGCUGGCAAUAUGUGUUAUCCCUGUUUAGUAUAUAACUUUUAAACACCUAUGGUUUUUUGCUUAUAUGGACUCAUUUUCUCUAAAGAAUCUCUGCCUAUAGGUUCUAUUUUUCUGGAAAACUUAAGACAAUAACUAAAAUGAUUUAAGCUUUGUUAGUGCAAUUUUUGAUGACAUUGUCAGAAGACUUUGCAAGACCUAUUGGUUACUUAUAUGACAUAAUUCCGGUGUGCUUGAAAAUAUCACAGCUGUCAGCCACUGGAAGUUAUUCAGCAAUAGUUAUGAACUCCCGUUUACGAGCCUUAGGUGGGAGGAUAAAUAACAUACGAGCAUCAGAGCUACCAAAAGAGAAAACCCGAUCAGAGAUAAUCUGUAACGUCCACUUUUUGGAUGGCUCAGUACAAAGCUUCAAAGUCAACAAACAAGACACUGGACAGAUUUUGUUGGAUAUGACCUAUAACCAGUUGGGUGUGACGGAGAAGGAGUAUUUUGGUUUACAGCAAAAUGAAACAUCAGUAGAUUCACCUUUUUUCAUUUCACAGCGAUGGCUUGAACCAAGCAAACCUAUUAGAAAACAGUUAAAAGGAGGUUUUCCCUGCACCCUUCGUUUUCGUGUAAGGUUUUUUAUACCUGAUCCUAACACACUUCAGCAAGAACAAACCAGGCACUUAUUCUUUCUGCAAUUGAAGAUUGAUAUUGCAGAAGGAAGGUUGUCAUGCCCCAUUAGUUCUGCUGUUGUCCUGGCAUCGUAUGCAGUACAAUCACAACUUGGAGACUAUAAUGCUUCUGUACAUCAUUCAGGAUAUCUCUCAAAUUACAACUUUAUACCAGAGCAGAACAAAGAUUUUCUUACCAAAGUAGAAUCUCUACAUGAGCAACACAGUGGCCUCAAGCAAUCUGAAGCAGAGUCCUGCUAUAUGAAUAUAGCACGAACACUUGAAUUCUAUGGAGUGGAAUUGCACAGUGGUAGAGAUCUCCAUAAUCUAGAUCUUAUGAUUGGGAUUGCAUCCGGUGGAAUUGCUGUAUACAGAAAACUCAUCUGUACAAGCUUCUAUCCCUGGGUGAACAUAUUAAAAAUUUCCUUUAAAAGGAAAAAGUUUUUUAUACAACAACGGCAAAAACAUAAUGAAUCCAGAGAGCAUAUUGUUGCCUUCAACAUGUUAAAUUACAGAGCAUGCAAAAAUCUGUGGAAAUCUUGUGUAGAGCAUCACACAUUUUUUCAGGCAAAGAAGUCACUACCUCAUGAAAAAAAGAUAUUAUCACAUUAUUGGACCCUGGGUUCCAGAAAUCCAACUAAGUCUGUAAACAACCAGUACUGCAGAAAAGUGAUAGGAGGGAUGGUUUGGAACCCAUCUAUGAGACGGUCCUUAUCUGUUGAACAUCUAGAGACCAAAAGCCUUCCUUCUCGAUCACCUCCUGUUACCCCUAAUUGGCGGAGUCCUAGACUACGUCAUGAAAUUCGUAAGCCAAGACACUCAUCUGUAGAUAACCUCACAAAUGAGAUUAGUUAUAUCACUGAAACAGAGGAUGUUUUUUAUACAUAUAAGGGCUCUCCAACAUCAAAGGACAGUGAUUCAGAGUUCUCUCAGAACCGCAGUCCACAGAGGAGGUCAUCUGAACAAGAAUCACCAAAGAAUGUAUUGGAUAACAGUCCAACGCGGAGUUCUCUGACCCAUAUCUCACCUAAAGCCUUGGCUCAGUCUCCCAAUGGAGUUGGCAACAUUUCUGGCUCUUACCCUUUGGAAGGGGUGGAUAAACAGUUCUUAGAAACAUAUGACAAUGUUACAAAAAGUAGCUCAACAGAAGAUUCCAAUCAGUACUACUGUGAUAAGAAUGACCUAAUUGAAGGAGAUUUACUUUUGGUGCGUAUCAUACCAGAUGAAGAUGGGAAGUUUGGAUUUAAUCUAAAGGGUGGAGUAGAUCAAAAAAUGCCACUAGUAGUAUCAAGAAUAACUCCAGGAUCACCUGCUGAUAAAUGCAUUCCAAAGCUGAAUGAAGGUGAUCAGAUAGUAUUAAUUAAUGGCCGAGAUAUCUCAGAACACACGCAUGACCAGGUGGUCAUGUUCAUAAAAGCCAGCAGAGAAUCUCACACAAGAGAGCUUGCACUUUUGGUCAGGCGGAAAGUUAAACAGUUUGUGGAUUCCAAAUCAGAGGAUGAAGCUGAUUCCCACAAUCUCGCGGAAUCUAUUCUUCCUGUCUGUUCUGAAUAUGGUGGUGAUACACUGGAGGAGUCUAUGGAACAACUAAGAAGAGGGCUAGAAAGUGGAACUGUCCUUAUUCAGUUUGAGCAACUUUAUAGAAAGAAACCAGGGUUGGCUGUUACAUGUGCAAAGGUACCUCAGAAUAUGGACAAGAAUAGAUACAAAGAUGUUCUACCUUAUGAUGCCACAAGGAUAAUAUUGCGAGGAGAUGAAGAUUACAUUAAUGCAAAUUACGUGAAUAUGGAAAUUCCUUCUGUGGGCAUUGUGAACAGGUACAUUGCUACUCAGGGGCCUCUUCCACACACAUGUGCACACUUCUGGCAAGUAGUCUGGGAUCACAAGUUGUCAUUGAUCAUCAUGUUAACAACUCUUACUGAACGAGGACGGACCAAAUGUCAUCAGUAUUGGCCUGAUCCACCAGAUGUAAUGGAAUAUGGCAGCUUUCGAGUCAGAUGCCACUCUGAAGACUGUACAAUUGCUUAUGUUGUUAGAGAAAUGGUGAUUACAAAUGUUGAGACAGAACAACAACACACCGUCACCCAUCUCCAAUAUGUAGCUUGGCCUGAUCAUGGCGUUCCUGAUGACUCCAUGGACUUCUUGGAGUUUGUGACCUGUAUGAGGCCAAAGAGAGUAAAGAAUGAGCCAGUUCUUGUUCAUUGCAGUGCAGGAAUUGGUCGCACUGGUGUAUUGGUCACUAUGGAAACAGCCAUGUGUUUAAUUGAAAGGAACCAACCUGUUUAUCCACUGGAUAUUGUAAGAAAAAUGCGAGACCAACGAGCUAUGAUGGUGCAAACAUCGAGUCAAUACAAAUUUGUUUGUGAAGCUAUUCUUCGUGUUUACAAAGAAGGAUUGGUUCGACCACUGGAUUCCAGUUAGCACAGCAGUGAAGAAUGCAUUCUUUUUUCACCUAAAAAAGACUGCUCUUUAAAUAAAGCAAGGGCUCAUUUCUCAAAGCAACUAGGAUGGACUAGAAGCCCAUGAAAAGACAGAUGAGCACAUUUGAACUGUGGCACUUUAAAUUUCUCAAGAAGAUUGCUAAAUCAUGUACAGUGUAACAAAGUCAUGUAGAUAAAUAUAUGACAGCAAUUGUGUGUAAUAUGCUUUAUUCACAUAGACGACCAUAAACAAUCAUGGAAACCUUAAUACAUAUCUUUUACUGCCUUAAAACACCCUCCACUUUGGAAGUUAAAAAUUGCUUGUAUUUUAUUUGAAAUAACAAAAAGAAAACUCAUAGUAUUGAAAUGAUUCAGCUUAAGAGGGUAUUUUAAUAUAUUUGUAUUGUAUGAAAGUUCAUUGAAGGUGAAUAUUUUUAAUUUCCUUAUUGGGAUACUAAGUAUUCAUGGAAAUGCAGCCUUGACUACUAAAAUGAUGACAAAGAGCUUUAAAGGCUAAUGCAUAACUACUGUAUAUUAAGAGCUGGAGAAAUUUAGUAUUCAUUUACCAUAAAUCUAUUAGUGAGUUCGCCAGCUGUUAUAAUAUGCUGCUUAGAAAUCACAUCUACUGUAUGUGAUGUGAAAAUAAUGCUGCAUUUAGGCAUUUAUGCAGAUGGUACAGUCUACAUCUUCUGUUGAUCAAUUUUAAUUGCAACUUGCCCUUUUAACAGUGACCUACUUCUUACAGUUUUAGUUAUUGUACUCCUUUACUUCUGUUUCUGCUGUCCAUCUACUUUAUGCUUGUUUUUCAGUCAUGUGGACUGAAAACAUUGUAACUUAAAAUGAGUUUUAAUUCUCUGUCAUGUUUGUUUCCAUGUGUAUUUAUGAGUUCUCAGAUGUAAAUGUGGAUUAAUGUUGCACACAAGUACUAGACUUUUGACUUACUGUAUAUGCAAAGUAAUCUAAUCCAAUACUGGAAGAAAAAUUACUACUGAACCCAUCAAAUAUGUUGCUGCUAUUUCAAGGUGUGAAGCUUACAAGGGCACAGGUGUUGCUAGUGUUCAGACGGUGAUAAAAUGAUGACUUGCUGCCCUCCAGCAAAAAUGCUCUUAUCCAGUGGAACACAGCUCCCCUUUGCAAGAGUUCUGCGGAUUUACUGUGUUUCUUGCUUAUACAGAAAUGCAGCUAAAUUCACAUGAAGAUUUGUGUGGAAAGAGAGAAUGAAUUUGUAUAUCGAUGAAUAAUUCACCCUAAGGUACACUGGUCUCUAUUUCAUUUCAGAUGGGAGAAUUAGACUUUCUGAACAAUAUAACCACAUUUGUAUGAUUUUAAUUUAUUUUGUGUGUGCUUCUUGAUUGCCCUGAGAUAGCUAUUAAUUUUUUUAAUGGUGUUUAAAAAAUAUUCUAAGGGACUGUUUAAAACUCUGUUAUUUAAAAGAUUAGUCCUAAGUAAGGAAAAAUUUUUAUGGGGCAUAUUAACCAGAUGUUUAUAUGUGUAUAAAAGAGAAAAUGAAAUAAUUUUUGAGAGAUAUAUAUGCACACACAUAUUCAGAUAUAUUUUAGAAUUAUGGUUUGUAUUAUGGAUAUUAUCCUUUAUAUCUGGAGUUUCAUUAUAGAAACUAUCACCACUGUACAGUAUGCAUCUCUCAUGUUACCAAAGGUUAUGUUUUUUUCCCCUAGGAGAUAACUAAAAAGUGAAUGUAGGAUGUGCUAAAUUGCUGACUCUUGUCUUCUGUAGGCUUGGACCUUUCUCCAAGAUCGCAUUAUUAGUCAUAGCUAAAGAAGAUACCUGGUUACUAUUGAUCAAAAAUUUUAAUUGCAACACCCAGGGUAAUUGGCAACAUGGAAACAUUCUUGGCUUUGUUAGGUUGAAGGCUGAAUAGAUUUGUGCUCAUUCUUAAAUGCUGCAUUCCAAAUUUCACUUUGAAUGAAGUUUUUGUAGUAUUUUGGAUCAUUGUCCUCUUGCUUGAUUAGGCAUAGAUUGGAAGGCAAAAGACCGCACCUCUGGUUCACAUUUAUCUUGCUAAACUGCAUCCAAUCACUCAAUCUAUCUGUGUGACCAAAUGUAAAAUGAUUCUGGACAUGCACAUAUAGCUCGGGAAGCUUCUUUGGAAAAUGCAUGUAGAAAAGUGUUGCACAAGUGCAGGCCGCUUGCUGCUGUUAGAAUAUUGAGCAGUGAGAAAACAUAGUGGAUCUUUCCCAGGAAAGGAGUAGUGGGUAGUAAAGAAUGUAUAGUCUCCUGGAUGGUUAACAAAAGCCUCCUUUAUGUUAUGCGUGUGCCUGUCUGUUAAAACAUUUUUUUUUCCCUUUUUUUUUAAAUAUUUUUAUUUUCUUUUUUAAAACAUUUUUAUUUUCUUUUUUUUCGUGUUUUGUUGUGCCCAGGUCUCAGAGUCAUCCCUUGCAGUUGGCAUGACUUGCAUUUAAUGGUUUGUCAAGAAGUGAAAAAGGCAAAAAAAUAAAUUGUAAAAAAUAUCUAGAGCAACUUGUGACAUCCGUUUCUUUCAUGGAAAUACUUAUGGUAUCUUUGUGUUCAAGGUUAUUGCUAUAUUCCUGUUGUUAUUUAUGUUUCUUGGUGUUGAAUAUGUACUUACCAAAGCACUGUAAACUUAUUCCUUAUUUAACUCCAGUCUCAAAAUAUAUGGUAUGGGCUUGAUUUGUGUUAGUAUGUGUGUGUUUAAGUGAUGAUGGUCAUAUUGUGACAACAAAUGCUGCUUUUGUUGGGUUUAGUUAUACCAUUGGUGAGUUCUUACUUAGAUUUUAAUAGCUUGUUUGAAAUUGCUAACUAUGGAGAGACUACUCAAAGCUAUAAAAAUAGUAAUCUCUAUAAAUAGUAAUCUCUAUAAGAUUUUUUUUUUUUUUUGUAAAACCUUAGAGGAAAUAUUAACUACACAAUAUCUUGUACAUUGUGUCCAUCUUUAUUUCAGUCUUGCUGGGUUUUGCACAUGUACCUGUAGGGUCCAUAGAGGAGAUUGAAGGGGUUUUGUUUUCUCUCUGUAGUGUGUAAUGACUUUGCACUGAAUGAAGUAUGCCUUAGAUCUGAUCUUGCAAUGAAAGCAUAAUCAAGAAAACAUCUUCUUAAUGCCAGCUUUUGUUUCCACAAAAAUUAAGAAAUUAAUUUGACUGAUCAUUCUGGGGUUUUUUUUUGUAGGAGUUAAAACUCCUAACACAAAGCUUUUAAGUGUCAGCCAAUUGACAAAUGGCAGAAAAUGCUGUGAAGUCAAGAUUCUAUAUAACCUUCAUAAACAGUUUAACCUUGAUUUUGCCUGUGCUGGUAUGAUCAUGACAAUAAGUAUUCAAAACGUCUAGUGUGGUGGUGGAUGAAGAGGGAGCAAUAAACCUUUGAGGUUUUCAUCACUGUGAAAUACACUAACAUUUAUUCUACAGAAUUAAACAAAUUUUAACUAUGUGGCUUUAUAUUUGAUACAGAAGUAACUUAUCUGCCUAUUUAGAGUGUCUUCAGAACUCUCACAGGGGAACACUUCUGAGACAGAGGGACAGAUCUUGCCAUGUAUUGAAAAUUAAAAAAAAAAAAAAACAGAGUGCCCUAAACCACGAAUGCCUUUUAUGUAACUGGAUGGAUGAAAUAUAAAUCAUUAAAAUACAAACAAACAUUGAGUAGUGGUGGUGUUUUGAAGAAAAAAAAAUUAAAAGAGUAGUUUUGUAAUCCAGCAGUUUGCUUUCAGUAAUCCUGUUUUUUAGGUGUUAGUACUAAAUUACAUGCAGUCAAAAUAUACCUAAGAAUUCAGCAAUAACUCUUCAUAUACACUCAGUGUUUUUAACAGUUGAUUUUCCUUUUUACCUUCUUUUUUUCUACUAUGCAGUACUUGGUUAAAUAUAUAUGUAUUUCAAAAAAUUGUUGUUCUGGACUAUUUAAUGAAUGAUGCAUUGACUUAAUUACAAGUUUAAGAUGAUACUGUUUUACAACAAAAGCUCUUCUCUGUAGAUAGUAUUCUUGUGUGUCAGACUGAAUGCACAAACGGCCCCUGAAUGAAAAUAUUGAAAAUAGACACACAUGGUUAAUACUCAGUCAAUUAUAAUUUAAACAUCAUUAUUUCACUGAUAAUGGCCUUACUUUUAUAUCUUAAAAUGUAACAUCGAAGUGCAAGUUUAUUUUACUCCAUCCCAUAAGGCCUUUCCAGAGAGAACAUAUGCUGAGAAAUGUUUGUAUUUUGAUUAGUAACCUGCAAUCAGUUCUACUUGGUUAAAAGCAUUUAUUAAUUGAAGCUAUAUAGAAGAUAAAGUUGUGUCAUGAAAUACUUUGUUCAAAGGCAGUUGAAAGCCAAAUGAAUGAUUAAUUUAUUAUAUAAAACAUAAUGUUUUGAUUAAAUGGAUUCUCUUGCAUUUAAGUUCUGACACUGAUAGUGUUAAGCCAUCUCAGAUGACUGUCUGUUUUAACAAUAGUAUUACAUUAACAGUUUAAAUAUAGUAAUCUAGUGCAAUAUGAUUUAGUUAUAGUGUACUUUAACAUAUUUAAUGUUCCAGCUGUUCACUAGCUGUACAAUCUUCUAACAGUAGUACCCACAAUCAGUGAAACUUGCCAUCCUAAAAAAACAGUAAGUUUCUCUGAAUGAAAAGGAAGGAGUAGCCCAUAAUAUUGAUAGAUUUAACCAUUUUUCAGCCUCAACUGACCCUGUGACAGUAGUGAUCUUACCACUCAUAAGGAGCAAAUAUUGAGAAUCAGUAAUAUUAUGGAAAUAUGGAAAAGAUAAGUUGUGUGGACUGUUGAUAUUGUUUAGUUUUGGCUGUAGUUAAGAGACCAGUAAUUAUUGCCAUUUUUUUUUUUUUUUGAAGACAUUCAUCUCAAGAGGUGACUGUGGGAAUGGAGAGUAGAAUGUGGGUUUAUUGACUCUCUCCUAAUUCACUUGCAGCCUACUUUGAUAAAAGGCUUAGAUUAUGUGUUAUUGUGGGCUUGGCUGCAAGUUUUGUAUCUUUAAUUAAAUUUGUACUUAAAAUAUUAAAGCACUGAUUUUAAUAGACAUUAUUGAAACACUUCAGAUUACUGUUAACUGUGCAACUUCUGUUUACUUGGCUUUCAUGGUUAUUGUUUUUGUUUUACCUUGUAAAAACACUUUGAGGUUUUCCCCAACUGUAAAACUGGCUUUGUCCUAAAUGGGCAAAGUGAUGUUACCAUUGCUUAAGAUAGGAUGUUACUUACACCUGCCAAAGGUGCAAUGUGGUAUUCAGACCAGCCUGAACUGAGCUCCUUUCUGAGGAAUUUAAACAGUGUUACCAACAGUGGUAGAAAUCAUAAUCAUAUGUGGAAAAGCAUGUAGGAAAUGCUUUGUUCAGGGCAGAUAAGACCUGAGUUUUAUUUAAAAAUAAAAACAGACUAAAAAAUUUGUGAAGAUGAGAAUGUUUUUAAAAGCUAAGUUAGGGAUGGUAAAUACGCUAUUUUUUCCUUUUGCAGAACACUUCUGUGUUUUAGACACAUCAAUUCUCUUGGAGCAAUUUCAGUAGUAAAGAGUCCUGCUAUUGAGGGGAUUUAAUUUUUGUCAAACUGACUUAGAAAAUAAUUUUAAGUGGAACAUCUUCCGUAUUUACUGGUUUGUGCUUUUAAGUAACAUUAAAAAAACAAACAAACAAAAACAACCAAAAACCAAAAGGAAAAAAAAAACCCAUGAAACCUUUUUCCUUUAAAAUUAUUUUGGCUGUUUUCACUUGAUAUCUUUUUCUGAGACGUAAAUGAAACCCAAAUGUGGCUGGGUAACUAGUGAGGUUGCCCCACAUACUGGGAGGAAGGAGAUGCUUUUCUAGAUCUAUCAAAUCUCUUACCUAACAUCAGUUACCAACUGAAACCAGUAUAGCAUUAUAUUUCUAUCAGCCUUUUGCAGCAUAAACAUUCUGUAAAUAGGAAAUCCUUGAAGCUUGCUCUCGCAAACAUCAUAAGUCAUCUUGUAUCGAGCUAGAAUUUAUCCUUAAAAACAAACAAACAAAAAACAAACACCAAAAACAACCCCAAACAGUAAAAUAUGAAUCUUCAAGUAAAGAAUGACAAUUUACCAAAUUCUAUACAAGGUAUACCUUUUAUAAGGAAAAAAAAUAGUAAAAAGGCUAGCUGCUAGAAUUAUCUUCUUUGCUGUGGGUGCAUCUUAAGCAGUCAUAAAGCAAACUAGUUCUCAGCUAGUAUGCAGUAUGGCCACUAAAGCACAAAAAUUGCAUCAUCAGCCUAACUGCCAGAUUAAUUUCUCAACUUUCUUGCAAAGGGUUGGUUGCAAUCCUGAUUUGAAAGGAAGGAGAAAGGGCUGAUUUCCUUAGAGAAGAAACUGAAAGUGUGCUCAGUAAAUCCACAGUCUAUAUUGAUCUUAGUGGGAUUGUAGUUGUAUUAUCUAACCUGUCUAGUUGAAAGUAAGAUCAGGUGUGUCUUUUUGAGUUUGAAGAAUAUUGAGGCCCUCCAUUCUAGAAAAAAGCUGUGGGCUUCAUUUGCUUCAGUUGAGCAGCAGGUUGGCAUGGUAGCAGUUGAGAUGCUCUUUAUUUUGAUUGCUCUUCCAAUUCAGAGCUUUGCACACAUGAAUGAAAACUUGCCUUUUAUCAGGAAUUAAAUUACCAUCUGUAGAAAUUAGGUGGGGAAUUAUUAUAUACACUUAAAUGUAAAUUGAUUUCUAAUCCAGGUUUUGCAAAAUAAAUGGCAGGUAUCAGUGCUUAUAUUCCAGUGACCUGUGUACUGAGACAUUUUCACACUUCAUUGUGUAACCUUAAUAGAGAGAUACAAGAUAAAUAAUGGGGACAGUCCUAUAAUGGUUUUGAAAAUCUACCAGCUGUUCAUUCUGUCAAAUGAUGUAUAGUAUAAAACUGACCUUGAUAUGUAGAUGUGCUUAAUAAUGUAGAAUCAAUUACAUAACAAUUGGGAAAGCCAAAGUUGUUUGGAUUUUUUUGCAAGUUUUGCAAAAGAUUUAGCAUUCUAGUCACUAAGUUUGUAUUUUCAAAUAUGUUCAGUUUGCGUUUUUGUGAGACAUGUAGAAAAAUCUUGGAAGAUAUUAUCCAUUCAGGAACUCUGGCUGAGUUUUCUUUUUUAAAUUUUUCUUUUUCCUGUAGCACUCUAUAGUUUCUUCUGAGAUCCUGGGUGCCAGUGCAUUAAAGGAAUAAAAGAAUGUAUUUGGAAAGUGAGGAAAGAGAUUAUUUUGUAUUCUCCACUGUACUUUUCAUUUAAAUCAUUUGAAAUGUAAAUUGAUGUUGAUAUUACAAAGUUUAAUUUAUUGUUCAAAAGUGUAGACACUUCUUGAAAUGAAUGUAUACUUUUUCUUUUUUAUUUUUAUAGGAAUAAAGUGUUGGUUAAUGUUUUUGGUAUAGCUUUCUUGAGUUCUGGAACUGUUUUGAACAAAAAUAUAGCCACCAUUUUAUGCAUAUUGGUUAUAUGACUAA